Molecule: messenger RNA, 2661 nt
Organism: Gavia stellata (red-throated loon)
Lineage: Eukaryota; Metazoa; Chordata; Aves; Gaviiformes; Gaviidae
Gene: PDE8B
Product: phosphodiesterase 8B
Exons: 22
Coding region: 1-2661 (886 amino acids)
Biological process (GO): signal transduction
Molecular function (GO): 3',5'-cyclic-AMP phosphodiesterase activity
Source: RefSeq, a predicted model, not a curated record
AUGGGCUGCGCCCCCAGCAUCCACGUCUCGCAAAGCGGCGUGAUCUACUGCCGGGACUCGGAGGAGUCCAACUCCCCCCACCAGACCACCACCAUCUCGCAGGGCACCGCCACCCUGCACGGCCUCUUCAUCAAGACAGACGCGGCCGACUCCAUCCCCUCUGUCCUCGCCUACCAGAGCCGGCAGCAGCCGCCGCCCUCCGCCGGCCCCCGCCGCAAGGAGCGCAGGGAGCCCGGCGCCUCCGCCCGGGCCAGGGCGCCCCGCUGCUGCGGCGUCGAGGCGGAGACCCAGACCAGCAGCGCCAGCGUCAAGCAGGCUUCGACUACAGAAGUACAAAUUGGGCCCAUGAGACUGACACAAGAUCCAAUUCAGGUUUUGCUGAUCUUUGCAAAAGAAGACAACCAAAGUGAUGGUUUCUGGUGGGCUUGUGACAGAGCUGGAUACAGGUGCAAUAUUGCCCGAACUCGAGAGUCAGCGCUUGAAUGUUUUCUUGAUAAGCACCAGGAAAUAAUUGUUAUAGAUCACAGGACCUCCAGAUAUUUUGAUGCGGAAGAUAUCUGCAGAUCUAUUCGUGCCACAAAACCAUCAGAGCACACUGUAAUACUUGCUGUGGUUCCACGCACAUCUGCUGACCAAGAAGAGACUUCUGUUCUUCCCCUUCUUAAUGCAGGCUUUGAUAGGCAAUUCAUGGAGAAUAGCAGCAUAACUGCUUGUUACAAUGAGCUGGUUCAAAUAGAACAUGGGGAAGUGCGAUCUCAGUUCAAAUUACGGGCUUGUAAUGCAGUGUUUACAGCAUUAGACCAUUGUCAGGAAGCUAUAGAAAUAACCAAUGAAGAUCAUGUCAUUCAGUAUGUUAAUCCAGCCUUUGAACGAAUGAUGGGGUAUCACAAGGCAGAGCUUAUUGGCAAGGAACUUACUGAACUACCAAAAAGUGAUAAAAACUGUGCAGAGCUGUUAGACACUAUCAACACAUUUAUUAAAAAAGGAAAGGAAUGGCAAGGAGUUUACUAUGCAAGAAGAAAAUCAGGAGACAGUAUCCAGCAACAUGUGAAGAUAACACCUGUGAUGGGUCAAGGAGGGAAAAUAAGACACUUUGUGUCCCUCAAAAGGCUGCAUUGUACCAGUGAAAACAACAAACAGCUCCACAAGAGCCACCGUGAUGAGAAGUACACAGGAGACAAUUCUCAGUCAGAAUCCUGUUCCUUCAAAUGCAAGAACAGAAGGAAAGACUCAACUGAUGCUAAGUCAGUAACAUCUCAAUGUAGUGAUGCUCCAAGUUUACAGACCCGACGGUACUCUUCCAUGGCAAGGAUCCACUCAAUGACAAUAGAAGCUCCUAUCACCAAGGUUAUUAACAUAAUUAACGCUGCCCAGGAAAACAGCCCCAUCACAGUAGCAGAGGCCUUGGACAGAGUUCUGGAAAUCCUGCGGACAACAGAACUUUACUCCCCUCAGCUAGGUACCAAAGACGAAGAUCCCCACACAAGUGAUCUUGUUGGAGGUCUGAUGACUGAUGGCUUGAGAAGACUGUCAGGAAACGAGUAUGUGUUUUCUAAGAAUAUGAACCUGAGCCAUAGCCACCUUUCAGUGCCAAACACCAUCAAUGAUGUUCCUCCCUGUAUUGCACAGCUCCUGGAUAAUGAGGAAAGCUGGGACUUCAAUAUCUUUGAGUUGGAGGCUGUUACAAAUAAAAGGCCAUUAGUAUAUCUGGGCUUAAAAGUUUUUGCCCAGUUUGGGGUCUCUGAGUUUUUAAACUGUUCAGAAGCAACGCUGCGAGCAUGGCUGCAGGUGAUUGAAGCCAACUACCACUCCUCCAACUCAUACCACAACUCCACGCAUGCGGCAGAUGUCCUGCAUGCUACCGCCUUCUUUCUCAGGAAUGAGAGAGUUAAGGGAAGCCUUGACCAUUUAGAUGAGGUGGCUGCAUUAAUAGCUGCUACCAUUCAUGAUGUAGACCACCCUGGACGGACCAACUCGUUCCUGUGCAAUGCAGGCAGUGAAUUAGCUGUCCUUUACAACGAUACAGCUGUAUUAGAGAGUCAUCACACAGCACUGGCGUUUCAGCUUACAACUAAAGACAGCAAAUGCAACAUUUUCAAGAACAUUGAUAGAAAUCACUACCGGACAUUGCGCCAGGCCAUUAUUGAUAUGGUUUUGGCAACGGAGAUGACAAAGCACUUUGAGCACGUGAACAAAUUUGUGAACAGCAUCAACAAGCCAAUGGCAUCUGAGGAGACCAGCUCACACAGCGAAGGCAGCGACUGUGAAUGUACAGCCAAUAUAAAGAAUUUUCCAGAUAACCAGACAUUGAUCAAGCGCAUGAUGAUUAAGUGUGCGGAUGUAGCAAAUCCAUGUCGCCCCCUAGAGCUAUGUAUCGAAUGGGCAGGGAGGAUUUCAGAGGAGUAUUUUGCACAGACUGAUGAAGAGAAGAGACAGGGUCUGCCUGUUGUAAUGCCAGUAUUUGAUAGAAACACCUGCAGCAUCCCCAAGUCUCAAAUUUCCUUCAUUGAUUAUUUUAUAACAGAUAUGUUCGAUGCGUGGGAUGCAUUUGCACAUCUGCCUGUUUUGAUGCAACACUUGGCUAAUAACUACAAACAUUGGAAAACACUGGAUGAGUUAAAGUGCAAGAGUCUCAGGCUCCCAUCAGAAAACAACAACUGA